Molecule: messenger RNA, 1600 nt
Organism: Parasteatoda tepidariorum (common house spider)
Lineage: Eukaryota; Metazoa; Arthropoda; Arachnida; Araneae; Theridiidae
Product: ras-related protein Rab-20
Molecular function (GO): GTPase activity; GTP binding
Source: RefSeq, a predicted model, not a curated record
CUACGUUUGGCGAAUCAGCGAAUCUUCCGUCAAUUGUAAAUAUUGUGAAUAAUUUAAUUUCUUCUUUUCUUUCUUUCAAAAGUGUUAAAGAUUAUGCAAAAUUUUUUGUUCUAUUAGGUUAGAAGGAAUUUAAUGUAUUCCAGUUUAGUUUUAUGAAAUUGGACUGUAUUUCAUAACCUUUUAUUUUGUAAAUGAUGGUUUGUACUUGGCGAAGUUUUGCGCCAAAUUAUCAGUAGCAAGCGCCAAAGCCAAAGUGAAAGUCUUCAGUUGUCUGUUAGCUUAUCUAGUUAUUUAUUUGUGAUUUGUGAGUGCAUGUUUUUAUUUAUCGUUUGCUGCCGUUUAUCGACUUUACUCAUCGGCUUUUGCAUGCUUGAUUUUUUUUUUGUGCAGGAAAAAAAUCAUAGCUAUAUUUUAAAAUUUUUAUUGAUAAACCGAAUUAAGAGAAAAACUUUACUAAGCUGAAUUUUCACACACUAUUUGGAAUUUUUACGAAAGAAUAUGUCAGAAAUUCAUUUGAAGAAUAAGGCGGAUUUAAAAGUUGUGAUGGUUGGUGAUGCAUCUGUUGGAAAGACUUGCUUAGUUCUUAGAUAUAUUGACAGACAGUUUCAAGAGUCAGUUAGUACCAUAGGAGCUGCCUUUGUUUUAAAAUCAUGGGGCUAUUACAAUAUUGCCAUAUGGGAUACAGCAGGUGGAGAGAAAUAUGCUGGAUUGAGCACAUUUUACUAUCGUAAUGCUUCUGCUGCAGUCUUAGUUUUUGAUAUUUUUGAUCGUAAAAGCUUUGAAACUCUGCUUCAGCGUUACAUUCCGAUAUUGAAUAAUGUGAGUUCUGCAAAAUUAAAGGUGGUUGUUGGCACAAAAAGGGAUCUAUUGAAGAGUCGAGAGCGCAGAGUAACAGUAGAAGAAGGAAUUAAUCUUGCUAAGAGUAGCAAUCCCCAUUUAGACUUCACAAAUAUGAGAGUUCCUUACUUUGAAACUUCCAGCAAAACAGGAACAAGUGUGGAUGAUAUGUUUGAAUAUGUAUUUGAACAUUUCUUCUCUGAUAAGGGCUCGCACCCCAGGCCACAAAAUACAAAAAUUGACAGUAUAGCUAUAAGUGACAAAAUUGAAAAAAGACAAUCAACAUUUGUUUGCUGUUCUUGAUUUAUAUAGACUAAAGCUUUAUUUGUGCCUCUGUUUAAGAGAAAUUGCAUUUGCGAUUGAGAGCAUGAGCCAAAACUUAAAACAAUGUUUGGAUUGAAUUACACAUUGUUUUUAAAUUUUAUAAAUUCUGUUGAAAUCAGUUAAAUUGACGGAAUGAAAACUUCUCAAAUCAUACUAUAAUUUUAGAUAAUGUAUCCUCUAAGUAACAGUAAGUAAUUUUUCUCUUUUACUUGCAAAACUUGUUUAUAGUUUAAGCUACAAAUUUUAUCAUGUUUGAAAUUGUGUCUUUUAAAAUAUGCUCAAUUGAAAAAUUCUAUAUAUUAAUGUUUCCAUAUAUAUAGUUUGAAAGAGAUUUGUUUCAUUGCUGUGAUAUAUUAUACAAGACGUAAAAUAGUGUAUUUUUAUAAAUGUAUGUUUGUAAUGUUAAGAAUAUAUUUAUAAACUUAUUAUUUACACUGUU